This is a messenger RNA of Pseudopodoces humilis (Tibetan ground-tit), 4168 nucleotides long. RefSeq names its product selenoprotein O (gene SELENOO). The record is from RefSeq and is a predicted model, not a curated record. NCBI's taxonomy places the organism in Eukaryota, Metazoa, Chordata, Aves, Passeriformes, Paridae.
AUGCAGCAGCCCGAGGGCGGCGGGGGCUGGUUGGGCGCGCUGCGCUUCGAUAACCUGGCUCUGCGUUCGCUGCCCGUGGACGCCUCGGAGGAGGGCGGCCCGCGGAUCGUGCCCGGCGCCUGCUUCGCUCGGGUGCGGCCCAGCCCGCUGCAGAACCCGCGGCUCGUGGCCAUGUCGCUGCCGGCGCUGGCGCUGCUGGGGCUGGAGGCGCCCGCGGCCGACCCGGCGGCGGCGGAGGCCGAGGCCGCGCUGUUCUUCAGCGGGAACCGGGUGCUGGCGGGCGCGGAGCCCGCGGCGCACUGCUACUGCGGCCACCAGUUCGGCAGCUUCGCGGGGCAGCUGGGCGACGGCGCCGCCAUGUACCUGGGCGAGGUGCUGGGCCCGCUGGGCGAGCGCUGGGAGAUCCAGCUCAAGGGCGCCGGCAUCACCCCCUUUUCCCGACAAGCUGAUGGCCGGAAAGUGCUGCGGUCGAGCAUUCGGGAGUUCCUGUGCAGCGAGGCCAUGUUUCACCUGGGAAUACCAACAACACGGGCUGGCACCUGCGUGACGUCCGACUCCAAAGUCGUUCGUGACAUAUUUUAUGAUGGGAAUCCAAAAAAUGAAAGGUGUACAGUUGUUCUGAGAAUAGCCUCUACAUUUAUAAGAUUUGGCUCUUUUGAAAUUUUUAAACCCCCUGAUGAAUACACUGGACGCAAGGGUCCCAGCGUUAACCGGAAUGAUAUUCGAAUACAGAUGCUUGAUUAUGUGAUCAGCACUUUCUACCCAGAAAUCCAGGAGGCUUAUUCAGACAACACUAUUCAGAGGAAUGCUGCUUUCUUCAGAGAGAUAACCAAACGGACAGCGAGAUUGGUUGCUGAAUGGCAGUGUGUGGGGUUUUGCCAUGGCGUGCUGAAUACAGAUAACAUGAGCAUUGUUGGACUGACCAUUGACUAUGGCCCUUUUGGGUUUAUGGACAGGUAUGACCCUGAGCACAUUUGCAAUGGUUCUGAUAAUACAGGGCGCUAUGCUUACAACAAACAGCCAGAGAUUUGCAAGUGGAACCUGGGGAAACUUGCUGAAGCUUUAGUUCCAGAGCUGCCCUUGGAAAUAAGCCAACUGAUCCUGGAAGAGGAAUAUGAUGCAGAAUUUGAGAAACACUAUUUGCAGAAGAUGAGAAAAAAACUAGGCUUAAUCCAGCUGGAACUAGAAGAAGAUAGUAAGCUGGUGUCUGAACUGCUUGAAACCAUGCAUCUCACAGCUGGAGACUUCACAAAUAUUUUUUACUUGCUGAGUUCAUUCUCAGUAGACAUUGAUCCUUCAAAAUUUGAAGAUUUCUUAGAAGAGCUUACAAGUCAGUGUGCUUCUGUGGAAGAACUGAAAAUUGUUUUUAAACCACAGAUGGAUCCACGACAACUGUCAAUGAUGCUGAUGUUAGCUCAGUCUAAUCCUCAGCUGUUUGCAUUAAUUGGAACAAAAGCUAGUAUAAAUAAAGAAUUGGAACGCAUUGAACAGCUCUCUAAACUGCAGCAGUUAACAGCAGAUGAUUUACGUAACAGAAAUAAAGGACACUGGAAGGAAUGGCUGGAGAAAUACAGAGUCCGUUUGCAAAAAGAAACAGAAAGCACUGGUAAUGCUGAUGCCUGGAACACUGAGCGUGUGAAGGUCAUGAAUUCAAACAAUCCAAAAUAUAUCUUGAGAAAUUACAUUGCCCAGAAUGCAAUAGAAGCAGCUGAAAAUGGGGAUUUCUCAGAGGUAAGAAAUGUACUGAAACUUUUAGAACAUCCAUUCGAAGAAGCAGAAGGUUUGCAGGAGGUAAAGGAAGAUGCAGAAGAGGAGGGAGCAACUGCUACAGCAGCUGUUUGUUCUCAAGAGACCAGAAGCAGACAACCAUAUUGCAGCAAACCUCCGCUGUGGGCUUCGGAGCUCUGCGUUACGUGAUCUUCAUAACCGCCUUGUUUCGUUUUUUGCUGUGAACUGAAGACUCUGAUCCUCCUUCAGCAGUGAAGAAUUCAGCAAGGCAAACAUCAAAGUGCUAUUAAGUUAUUGAAACAGCACUACGUUUGGAUGCAUCUACAGCAGUCUUCAGCUGUGCUUAAUUUGAAGCAAUUGUGGAUCAUUGGAACAAACCAGUGACAAUCAACAGCCUAUACACAUCAGUAAUAUAAAUGUUUAAAGACCCAAAGUCUUUUCUUUAUCCUCACUAGUAAAGUAAAGUAAGUAAAAAGCAGUAUUUUAUUUUGAGGCAGGCUGAACUUGAAACAUCCAAAUGGAGUUGUUGUUAUGUGAAGACAAAAAUAGCAAGUCAGGAAUCUGAUCUGUUUUUGUCUGAUGUCUUAACUAAUAGUACUUCUUAAUAUUUGUUUACUGCUCUCUCUAUGCAGAAACUUAUAGUCCUCUUUAAUGGAGGAACAGAUUCAGUGUUGCUUGUUUGAACUAUGUUUCAUUUAAUUAAGUAGUUAAUUUCUUGUGAACCCUCAGAUUGGUAUUAAAUCAUUAUCUAUUUUCUGAGAGUGUGUACAGGCUAGAAUUUUUGGGGAGCAAUUGAAUUUUUUUAAGAGCAGAAUUAAGGGAGAUUACAUACAUUUGCACUUGAAAACUUGGUGAUGAAGUUUAUUCAGUUUCAACUGAAUAAACAACACCCAUAAAUAUUUGCUAAACUCAGGAGAGUAGUUUGUAACCCAAUUGCCUUGGGCAGGAUGCAUAAGCCAAAUUAGCGUGAGCCUUAAACUACCCCAGCACUCAAAUCCAGGUUUGUUGUGUAUUUAUUUCUGUGCUCCUAACAGAAUCUUACUGUUGCACAAGUGUGCAGGUGUGUUACUGCUCAUCACACUUAUCAACGGGGUUCUUCCAUUCUUUCUCUAUUCUUGCACCAUUUAAUUUGCUUCCAUGGUCUUCAAAAAUCUUCAUGCUGGAAGUUGGCCAUUUAGGAACAUGCUAUUUGAGCCUGGGUAAAAGAUGAUGGAGGAUGUGGGAGGAGAAGAGGAACUUGCUUGCAAGUUACUUAGAAUGUUUCAGUUGCCGUUUCAGGGGGAGGUUGGUUGCCCUUACUGCCACAUCAUCAAAAGAAAGUUGUUCUGCAGUUAGUUGUUAUUUAGCUUUCUGAACUUCUCUUUGAAGGACUGUGUCACUAGUUCAGACAUCUGAAAGGUUUGGUUUAAUGCAAAGGCUUCUCUUUCCAAAGAGAUCACUGUCCCACACUGUGACUUACGUGUCUUCAAGGAAAUCCUUCUACCCCUAUGCAAACUUGUUUUCAGCUUGGGUUGAACUGUGGUUUUUUUAAGUCUGCCUCAAUUUGAGCUGUCAGCAAACGGGGAGAACAGUUGGACUGUUGCUUAUCCAUCUGUACUAAUAGUCAGUUUGUCCUCCUCACUGUCACAGGACAUAGGGCAUGCUUUGCAUGUAAAUAUUCACUCUGUCUUGGAGCUGGAGGAACUGAUGAUCUCUGACAACCACAGCAUUUCCUGUGCAAUUUUGGAGUCCUUACAGAAAAGGACAAGCUAAGUAUAUUACCUAGCCCGUGGAUGAAUGGUGUAGUUGAAAGAAGUCUUCUGGAAAUAAUCCAUUUUUGUGGGAAUUUGAGGCUUUCAUUGAGAAUUAUCCUUCCUUUAAAUUUGGGUUACUGGAACCAAACCAUUUAAUGGAAACUAGCAGAAAGUCAGUGCUGGGUAAACAGGACUGCAUCAGGUAGGGAAAGUGUUGGCAAUUUGAAAUAUACUUGAAACAUCCUCUUGCAGAACCUGUGGUCUCCUACAGUGUGCCUGGUCAACAAGCGAGUAACGGAGGGAGAAGUUGCUUCAAACUGAUCAACAUAACUGUGCUGAUUUUGUUUCUCAGUUUGUAUCUUUUCUGUUGAGAUGCAGAGGGGAAGAGAGUUUUAUAGGAGCUCUGUCCAAGCUUUUUGCUUAACAAAAUGGUGUAAAAAGUAAUGAUUCCUAGCCAUGCCUAAGGGAUCAAGUCUUUUUAACAGCACUGUGAUAAUAAUUUGGGGGGGUUGAGUAGGUCUCUAUUAAAAGUGGUAUAGUGAAGGAGAAUAAUAUUAUCACUGUGUGUUUGAACAUACAAGCAUUUGAAUUAACUUCCAAAUUACUUAUUAUAUUGCCAAAAUCAUGGAAAGAGAUUGUCCUGGGGUGACUUUAUGAUACUGAUAUCCCAAAUCGUCUGGUUUAUGUUAUAUAUUAAGUUCUGCACC